This is a messenger RNA of Baudoinia panamericana UAMH 10762, 1941 nucleotides long. RefSeq lists its product as uncharacterized. NCBI's taxonomy places the organism in Eukaryota, Fungi, Ascomycota, Dothideomycetes, Mycosphaerellales, Teratosphaeriaceae. Bases 1 to 1941 code for a protein of 646 amino acids. The record is from RefSeq and is a predicted model, not a curated record. The transcript has 2 exons. Gene Ontology annotation, biological process: protein phosphorylation. Gene Ontology annotation, molecular function: protein kinase activity; ATP binding.
AUGGACUGUAUGCGUGAUGGCUUUGUACAAGGAAAGUUACUCGGCGAUAGGUUCCUGACAGUCUCGCCGCUCAAUCAUGGCUCUUUCGGAAUGGUCUUUGCCGCCAAAGACACCAUCACCGGCGAUGACGUGGCUAUCAAAUGCAUACCCAAGGCUGGAGCCCCGCAGCACAGCGCCUGCCCUACUGCUAUUGCUAUCGAUGAGCGCUCGGAAGAGCUCGCUAUCCACUCUCGACUCAGCUCGCACCCCAAUAUUGUCAAUUUGAUCCACCAUUUCGAGACGGACCAUCAUCAAUACAUGGUGAUAGAGCUUUGCAGCAAUGGUGAUUUGUACGAAGCUAUCCGGCUCGGUCGUGGCCCGCUCGAGACGGAGCAUGUUCGAGACUUCAUGCUGCAGCUGGUCAGCGCAAUCGACCACCUCCACUCCAACGGCGUGUAUCACCGCGACAUCAAGCCCGAAAACAUCUUCCUCACGUCGAGCGGUACCAUGAAGCUUGGCGACUUCGGGCUCGCGACGAUGGACACGUGGUCGACAGAGUUCGCUGUUGGCUCAGACCGCUAUAUGUCACCAGAGCAGUAUGAUUCAUCUGUCUAUGGGUACGGAUACUCGCCUGCGUCUGCAGACGUUUGGGCCAUCGGCAUUGUGCUGCUCAACGUACUAUUUCAGCGCAACCCUUUCGCUACGCCAACCCAGAAGGAUCCAUUGUUCGCCGACUUUGCCCGCAACCGAGAGACAUUGUUCGAUAUCUUCCCGAACAUGUCACAGGAUACCUUCAAUAUCCUAGUGCACUCGCUGGCUCUUGAUCCUGCAUACCGUUCUCUGGCCGCAGUACGCGAUGCUCUCACAAGAGCCACUACCUUCACUACGGACGACGAGACCUUGGACGACUUCUGCACAACUGACCACAUUGCUUUGGUCCCAAUUGCUACUGCUGCUCGGGAACCGCUUCGCACCCCGUCCAUUACCAGCCCACAAGCUGGCACAGAUUCCUUCCCAUGGGCUGCAAGUGCGCUUAAGACGCCACAAAAGACACCGCGCCAACUGUCGACUAUUCGCGACGAAGAGCUGUAUCCUGCCUCUGUCAAGUCAUCCGAGUGGCAAUACAUCGACACUGAUGAGGCUUCGCUCUCCUCCAAUGUUGACUCUGGCCUUGGCAUGUCGUACAAGUCGGCCAAGUCGUCCGUCUCGAAACCGUUGUCAACCUUCAUUGGAUCUUUGCCAAUCAGCUUCUCGCGACCUGGUAGCAAGCUUGCUACGCUAAAUGGGCCUAAGAGUGGUGGCUUUUCGAAGAGCUGGAGUGACCUAUACGACGAAGAUGAGGAGAUCAAUCAGCAAGAGGCGACGUCUUCUGAAGCCGGCAUGAACGUUGAGCGCGUCGAUACCGCCAAGCCGAAUACUCCUCACCUACAUGCCAUUCGCGAGGAGGGUCGUGGGAGCAUUACGCCGAGGCAGGGUCUGGCUCGUACAGGUCUUGCUGAGAUCGACGUCAACACGCGCUCCGGCACUGCAAGCCCGCUCCGUCAAUUAGUUGAAGCCGACAAGAAGGUUGAGCAGACGCAGUCACCCAAGCAACGUUCGAACUCAAUCAUGGAUAAGUGGGCUGCUUUGGGAAAUUUCCGUCGCGCUCGUGCAGAGGCCACUGCUCCGUCAUCGACCAUUGUCACCCAACCAGCUACGAUCACCCCACAGAAGACUAAGUACUCCGACAACUUUUCGAACUUCACGCCGUUCUCGAGCAGCAGAAGGCAACGGUCGCAAGCCGAUUCUCAUGAGAAGACCAGCAGCUGGCGUCAAGGCAGUCCCACACGACUUCGCUCUACAUCCGUGAACAACAGCCGCGAGAGAACUUUUCUCAAUACCGAAUUUGAUGACUGCGAUGAUGAGAUCGGAAUGGAUUCCGAUGUUGAGUGGGUUGGGGGUUGGAAAGACUUCCAUCUGUGA